AUGCGAGGCCCAGCACGCUCCGAGUGCAUAAGCAACGGAUAUGGGUUCUGCUCUAUAGAUUUGUCGCCUACAACAUUCACAAGUCCGGAUAGCGGCACAUUUGGCACGGUGACGACCUCUGAGAUGCAGGACGUGUCUGGGGAUCCUGACUGGUCGAGCACGCUGACGGCGAUGAUGCUGGGACCCGGUCCGGAGAUCCCAUUCCCCACUACCACGUCCGCUUCCGCUUCCACGUCCAUCUCAACACCCGCUUUCACGUUCACUUCUGGCAUACCAGCACUCAGUUCACUGGUAAUCUCACUUGUCUCAAAGAACGCGCCCAGUACGAGCCAACAACCAUCGACAGUGCCAAGCGUCAGCCCGUCGCCUCCGCCCCCUGCUCCUAGCGCUGUUAGUACAGCCCCCGGUCUGUCCUAUGAGCAUAGCCUACCGACACCAGCCCUUGCAGGCGCCGUCGUGUCCGCCGUACUCGCCGUUGCCGUCGCCGCUGCUCUGGUCCGUUGCUGGGUGCGACGUCGGCGUACGCGUGCGCUGCUCCCGAGGCAGAACAUGGCUAUCGUAGCCGACCACGCUCGUCGCUUUACGACCGCGCGCGUUGGCUCGAAGCACCAGGCGGACAGUGGCGUUCAAGACGGCGGCGCAAGCACGUCGUCCCUCGGCUCGGCACGCUCGCGCGGCGCGCUGGACGGCAGCGCCGAGACUCUCGCGUGUUCGCCCUCGUCUUCGUCCCGGCGGACUCCCACUCUCACUGUCGACGUGGACAACAAACAUCGCGAGUCUUCGGAACCGGAGCUCCCGAGCCACGGCCCUUCGCCAUCGCUUCUCCCCACCCUCCCAAGAAGUCCCGUCGCACCCGAGAUCGAAGAGAUCGGGGGUGCGCCGAGCCACUCGGAGCGGAUCCUCCGUUUUGAGCUCCCCUGGGUCCUCGGGCAGCGCGUGCUAGCCGUUAUCGCGCGCGAGGAUGCGCGUGGGGAGAGCGGAGUGGAGGAGCCGUUACCUGCGUAUGAGCCGCACGGAUAG
This is a messenger RNA of Trametes versicolor FP-101664 SS1, 1020 nucleotides long. RefSeq lists its product as uncharacterized. NCBI's taxonomy places the organism in Eukaryota, Fungi, Basidiomycota, Agaricomycetes, Polyporales, Polyporaceae. The record is from RefSeq and is a predicted model, not a curated record. The transcript has a single exon. Bases 1 to 1020 code for a protein of 339 amino acids.